Messenger RNA from Saccharomyces paradoxus, 1287 nucleotides. It is a transcript of the gene MCA1, whose product is annotated as Ca(2+)-dependent cysteine protease MCA1. NCBI's taxonomy places the organism in Eukaryota, Fungi, Ascomycota, Saccharomycetes, Saccharomycetales, Saccharomycetaceae. Gene Ontology annotation, molecular function: cysteine-type endopeptidase activity. The coding region runs from base 1 to 1287 and encodes 428 amino acids. The record is from RefSeq and is a predicted model, not a curated record. Gene Ontology annotation, biological process: proteolysis. The transcript has a single exon.
AUGUAUCCAGGUAGUGGACGUUACACCUAUAACAACGCUGGUGCCAAUAAUGGCUACCAACGGCCCAUGGCUCCUCCUCCUAACCAACAAUAUGGGCAGCAAUAUGGACAGCAAUAUGGGCAACAAUAUGGGCAACAAAAUGAUCAGCAAUUCAGCCAGCAAUAUGCCCCACCACCAGGUCCUCCCCCUAGGGACUAUAACAGGCCUGUGUAUCCCCCUCCCCAAUUCCAGCAGGAACAGGCAACGGCCCAAUUAAGCAACGGCUACAACAAUCCUAAUGUAAACGCGUCUAAUAUGUGCGGUCCACCCCAGAAUAUGUCGUUGCCUCCACCUCAAACACAAACUAUUCAGGGUACAGACCAGCCAUAUCAGUAUUCUCAAUGUACUGGGCGUAGAAAGGCUUUGAUUAUCGGUAUCAACUACAUAGGUUCAAAAAAUCAGCUGCGUGGUUGUAUUAAUGAUGCUCAUAACAUUUUCAACUUUUUGACUAAUGGGUACGGUUAUAGUUCAGAUGACAUUGUCAUAUUAACGGAUGAUCAAAACGAUUUGGUCAGGGUUCCCACUAGGGCUAAUAUGAUCAGAGCCAUGCAGUGGUUGGUCAAAGACGCGCAGCCUAAUGAUUCUUUGUUCCUUCAUUAUUCUGGACAUGGUGGGCAAACUGAAGAUUUGGAUGGAGACGAAGAAGAUGGCAUGGACGAUGUUAUAUAUCCGGUAGAUUUCGAAACUCAAGGACCAAUUAUUGAUGAUGAAAUGCACGAUAUAAUGGUGAAGCCCUUACAGCAAGGUGUUAGACUAACAGCCUUGUUUGAUUCUUGUCAUUCGGGUACAGUUUUGGAUCUUCCAUAUACAUAUUCCACUAAGGGGGUCAUCAAAGAACCCAAUAUUUGGAAAGAUGUUGGCCAAGAUGGGUUGCAAGCUGCCAUUUCAUAUGCUACUGGAAACAGGACUGCUUUAAUUGGUUCCUUAGGUUCUAUAUUCAAGACUGUUAAGGGAGGUAUGGGCAAUAAUGUAGAUAGAGAACGUGUUAGACAGAUUAAAUUCUCUCCUGCAGAUGUUGUUAUGUUAUCAGGUUCGAAGGAUAAUCAAACUUCUGCAGAUGCUGUCGAAGAUGGUCAAAACACAGGUGCAAUGUCUCAUGCCUUCAUCAAGGUGAUGACUUUACAACCACAGCAAUCCUAUUUAUCUCUUUUACAAAACAUGAGGAAAGAAUUAGCUGGUAAGUAUUCUCAAAAACCCCAAUUAUCAUCGUCCCAUCCUAUUGAUGUAAAUUUGCAAUUUAUUAUGUAG